Stegastes partitus (bicolor damselfish) is the source of this 4660-nucleotide messenger RNA. Its product is annotated as thyroid hormone receptor alpha. NCBI's taxonomy places the organism in Eukaryota, Metazoa, Chordata, Actinopteri, Pomacentridae. The transcript has 8 exons. Gene Ontology annotation, cellular component: RNA polymerase II transcription regulator complex. Bases 82 to 1287 code for a protein of 401 amino acids. Gene Ontology annotation, molecular function: RNA polymerase II cis-regulatory region sequence-specific DNA binding; zinc ion binding; nuclear receptor activity. Gene Ontology annotation, biological process: positive regulation of transcription by RNA polymerase II; cell differentiation; negative regulation of transcription by RNA polymerase II. The record is from RefSeq and is a predicted model, not a curated record.
UCAGCAGGAUAAACAUAGCACAAGUGCUGGAGACAUCAGGGUUGAAACAGAUAGACAGAGACGCAGAACUGCUCACCUGCCAUGCAUAUUUUACAGUCCCACUGCGUCAUCAGGUGGCGCAAUGGCCCGAAAAGGAAGAGGAAGAACAGCCAAUGUUCGGUGAAGAGUAUGACUGGGUACAUACCCAGCUACCUCGAAAAGGAUGAGCCAUGUGUGGUGUGUGGCGACAAGGCCACAGGUUACCACUACCGCUGCAUUACCUGCGAGGGCUGCAAGGGUUUCUUUCGUAGGACCAUUCAAAAGAACCUCCACCCCACCUACUCCUGUAAGUACGAUGGCUGCUGCAUCAUCGACAAGAUCACCCGCAACCAGUGUCAGCUCUGCCGCUUCAAGAAGUGCAUCGCAGUGGGCAUGGCCAUGGACUUGGUCCUGGAUGACUCGAAGCGGGUGGCUAAACGGCGCCUGAUUGAGGAGAACAGGGAGCGACGCAAGAAGGAGGAAAUGGUGAAAACCCUCCAGAGCCGUCCAGAGCCCACCGGGACAGAGUGGGACCUAAUCCGCCUGGUGACGGAGGCCCAUCGACACACCAAUGCUCAGGGCUCACAGUGGAAACAGAAGCGCAAAUUCCUGCCAGAAAAAAUCGGCCAGUCUCCGGUUUCCCCGACGUCAGACGGAGACAAGGUGGACCUGGAGGCCUUCAGCGAGUUCACCAAGAUCAUCACUCCUGCCAUCACCCGCGUCGUCGACUUUGCCAAAAAACUGCCCAUGUUCUCGGAGCUGCCUUGUGAAGACCAGAUCAUCCUGUUGAAGGGCUGCUGCAUGGAGAUCAUGUCGCUGCGAGCCGCCAUGCGCUACGACCCGGACAGCGAGACGCUGACGCUGAGCGGCGAGAUGGCGGUGAAGCGCGAGCAGCUGAAGAACGGCGGGCUGGGCGUGGUGUCGGACGCCAUCUUCGAUUUGGGCAAGAGCCUGGCACAGUUCAACCUGGACGACACGGAAGUGGCGCUGCUGCAGGCCGUGCUGCUCAUGAGCUCAGACCGAUCGGGCCUCACCUGCGUGGACAAGAUCGAGAAGUGCCAGGAGACCUACCUGCUGGCGUUCGAGCACUACAUCAACCACCGCAAGCACAACAUUCCCCACUUCUGGCCCAAGCUCCUGAUGAAGGUGACGGACCUGCGGAUGAUCGGGGCGUGCCACGCCAGCCGCUUCCUCCACAUGAAGGUCGAGUGUCCCAACGAACUCUUCCCUCCGCUCUUCCUGGAGGUCUUCGAGGACCAGGAGGUGUGAGACGCCACGAAGGGAAGAGGAAGAUUGUUGUGGGGGGAGGGGAGGGGGCAAGCUAACAAAAAAAACAAAGGGGAGAUGGGUUUGUCCACCGACGUUUUCUUUGUCGCGUCGCAGGAUGGAGGGAGAGAAUCUGCAUUUCUCCGACAUCACAUUCGCAGUAUGUGGUUUUAAACUGGAAAUAACAGAAACAACAACAACAACAACAACAACACACCAGCAACAGGAGCAAACAGGAUUUCGUUCACCUUCCCCUCCACCUCUUUCUCCUCCCUAUACUUACCCCUGUUUUCAAAUUCGUGUGGGGGCCCUUCUGUCUGAGCAUGAUGUCUUAUCUACUAAGAGUUGUAGCCAUUUGCCAAGACACAAACACAAACACGUGCACACAAACACACGACCCGCAGCCUGUUCCACCUCAGUUCUUCAGAGCAGCGCUCUUUGCAGGGGUUCACUUCCCCCCCGACCCUUCUUGGUUCUUCGUAGCGGCCGCAGAUUUAUUUUGAAGCCCACGUCUCCGGCGUCGCAGCCGGAAGCACCUCUCAGUAUUAUUUCUGAAUAAGUGUUAAGGCAGAAAUUCAGAAAACACGGACAGUAGUUUAUCGCUCACACUCGCAAUCAAUGAAACGCUGCACACUGAAAUUUUUUGUUUCCGCAGAUGUUUUACGCAUUACUCUGGAGUGUACUGGCUGGAAGUGAAGCAGAGCUAGUUAUCAAUUACUCAAGUCAAUCUGAGCCGUUCACAGCUGUUUUGGGAUUCUCCUCUAAAGGUCCCAGUGAAACCGGUGCUAUAUUUAUACAAGGCUACUCCAGUUUUAAUGAAAUUGUGUUGUCUACCUUUGAAAACCGUGCAGACCAUGGCUCCAUAUCUACCUUCAUUUUUGUCAUUGGACCGGCUCCUGUGACAAACAGCGCACACAUACGCAUACAUACACAAACACACACAUGAGCAGACUUGCCUCGUCGUUGCCUGCGCCGCUCGUGCCGGCAGGUUUUGUAGAUGACAAGUAGGAGAAAGCAGCAGAUAGCGAGAGGAAGUGGGAGCCGGACGGAAGUCGGUCCUUCAGCCUCGGAGGAGGUUUGGAACAGCAGCGAGACGGCAAAGCUCAUCUUACAAACACACUCUCUCUCUGUCUCUAUUUCUGACACAUAUUAACAUGAAAACACACAACAUCACCUCAGAGUAACGCGAAUGCCUCAUUUUACUGUAUGCGCUGCGCAGUACGCGGUGCUGAAAUACAGCCCUAACCUGCAGGGUUUGUACCGAGUCCCUCCUCCUCACGGACUCAGCUCAGUGUGGCCCCUCCAGGCUUCCAUACACAUCUGCCUUUUUUUUGACCAUGGGCGUCACUGAGAGCAGGCUAAUGCCAAGAAGGCUACCAUUUACCUCAAAGCGGACACACCCCCAGGCUGGGGCAGCAAUACUGCCCCUGUGGUGUCAGGCACUACCUCACCUCUGUGGACACAGGGCAGCUGCCCACAGCCUACACACAGACAUACACCAUCCGAGUUGGCGCACGAUUAACACAGUUUUUACACUUGUAGUCGAGGAUAAAGAUUAAAAAACACUCUCAGAUUACACACACACCCUCAGUGCUCUCACUUGGUUCAAAUGAAAUACCACUGAAGACAGGAGGGCCGACCACCUCCCCAGGGAGCCGUGGUACCCAUCACAUCCGGGUUGUCUCUUUUUUUUUUUGUUAUAUGGGACCAAGUGUCAUCUUUUUAAAAAAAAAAAUCACAAAAAAAAAAAUUGGAUUUACCUGUUUCUGUCAAAACAGACGAAGGACAGUGUGGAUGUGCAGCCCAGCUGACACCCAGACAGCAACCCGCAGAGUUCAAACCCAACGGUGGCGUCGCCCGCUGAAUUCGCAUGCAUGGAAAGGGCAGUUCUCCGACGCACUCGUGAUGGCUGCCGCCGGAGCCGAGCGGAUGGGUUUUCAUUGGAAAUAAAGCUCCUUCACAGGCGGCGCAUCGGACGGAGAACAGAUGGAACGUCCUCGACUGAAGCGACUCACUUCGGUUCUUUUGGUCUCGCGCACUUUCCCGCCGCUCGACAUCCGUGGAAGGUCUCGUAAACCAAGUGACCGUUGAACGUGAAUGUUUGAUUUCACAGAAGCCCACUCUGUUCAUUCCAAUUCUGGGGCCAAGCCAAAGCUAACCGGGUUCACCAACACCAAGAAAGGAAUCAGAGACUAUUUUUAUUUUGCCAAGCAGUAGGUAAGACAGGGCACUUGUACAGGAACCUGCAGCCCUCACCUGAGCAGAGGAACAGCAGAGAUCUUGGGAUGGCCGAGGAGAGACCAUCUUCGGGCACGACGGAAGAAGAAACCCCUUCCUCAAGCACAUCACCGCUUCCAGAGAUCUGCCCCAGUCCAGCCCCGAUCACUUUGCCCCUUUUUCUGGAGCCGAGCUCAGACUGAACCACCACCACCAUAAGAGACGCCCGCUCAGCCAGGCUGGCGGGAGCUCUUUUGCACUACUGCAGCGGUCCUUCCCCCCUUUUCAUCCAAGUUUUAGAUUUGUCCCCGCCCCAGAAGCUGCUCUGUGUGACAGAGGCUGGCAUGUUGCAGUGGGCUCAGUCCCAAACCUGUCCUGUUGUCAGUAUUACACCGACCGGCCCGCUAACGGGGUGGAGAGAGACGAGAGAGGGUUAGCGGAGGGCUGCGUAGCACUUACCCCCUUUUGUCCCAUUUCAGAUUUCUUCCCCUCCUUCUCCUCUUCCCCGAGCAAACCUCCCAACGCCCCGAGUUUGGCCCAGAAUCACUGACACCAAACAGGAUCGAGGCCUCUCCCUUGUGAGACAAGGCUGGCCAUAACCGCCCUUUUUUUCUUUUUUUUCUAAAUAAAUAAGAGCGGCGCCACCGAUUGAAUGUGAAGCAGCAGCAGCAGCAGGAACUUGAGUGCGAGAAUGUGAGGAUGCGAGAGGAAAGCACGGGACAGGAAGUAGAAAUAAAGAAGCUGAGGGCGCUCGAUGACCCUCGCCGCCAUCUUUGACAUGGGCGAGAGGCGGGGGGGGUGAUGUGGCCGGUUGUAGAGACAACGAAUCGGAGGAAGUAAAGCUCCGCGCAGCAGCCGCACAUGAACCUCCCCUCCUCCGACUCCCAUGCCAGCUAAAAAAACCCCAAAACGUCCUCCUCCCCCUUCAGCUCCCUCCAAAAAGGAUAAAACCUCCAACUCUGGAUCGGACGGAGAUCCCGCAAAGAACUGAAAAAGCAAAAUAUAUUCGAUGUCCUUUGUUCUCGUGAGCUGACCGGGUAUGUGUGUGUGACAGUAGGGGUUAUAAUGCUGCUUUACCUUCUGAUUUAGAUUAAGAGUAAAGAAAAAAAUAUAUGAAAUGAUUAUAAAUCCAUAAGACAAAAAUGAAAAAGAGAUGACU